AUCAGUCCAUCUUCAUUACUCAUUAAAAGUAGAAAAAGGAUAAACUGAUGUUGAUAGCGCUAAUAGUGUCUCUCCGAACGCAUCCCUUGCAUACACAUAUCUACAUAACAGUCAGUGUAGUAAAACCAAUGAAAGAGAGCGACGCUUUUUUCUGCCAGAUUCGUUCGUUUGAACCAAAUCGCGUCGAAUAAGCACAACUACAUCGAUAUUUGAAUAUGAAUGCCUAAAUUGAAUAAUUACCCUCUUUGUGUGUAAAAAGCUGAUUUUUUUACCAUAUAAACAUGUUACGAAUAUUUGGCACCACGAAUCCUAAAAAAUGUACUCUCAGCUGUCACUUUCACCUGGUGUGUGCAUGUGCUUCAACAGAGAGUAACAAAGGAUUCUCUGAGAAGUUAGCAAAUGGUCCACAAUUUGAAGAGUUCCUUAAGAAAGAUGUUGAGUAUGAUGGCAAAUUAAAGUUGAAAAUAGGUGAAUCGGGACGGUUGAGAUUGCCACCUUGGUUAAAAACAGAGAUACCUAUGGGUAAAAGUUACAGCAAGAUUAAAGCACAACUGAGGCAAUUACAGCUGAGCACAGUUUGCGAGGAGGCCAGGUGUCCCAACAUUGGAGAAUGUUGGGGUGGAGGUAGUCAUGGCACAGCAACAGCUACAAUUAUGCUAAUGGGGGACACGUGCACUCGUGGCUGUCGCUUCUGCUCCGUUAAAACUGCACGUAAACCAUCGCCAUUGAACGCAGAAGAGCCAAUCAAUACCGCUAGUGCAAUAGCAGAGUGGAGUCUGGAUUAUGUCGUUUUAACAUCCGUGGAUCGAGAUGAUUUAAAGGACGGUGGAGCUAGUCAUAUCGCAACUACCGUUAAGGAAAUAAAAAAGAGGAGCAGUAUCCUAGUAGAAUGUUUGGUACCGGACUUCAGAGGUGAUGAAGAUUGCAUCGCUACGAUUGUAAAUUCUAAUCUGGACGUGUUUGCACAUAACAUUGAGACAGUGGAGCGUCUAACACCCUUCGUCCGUGAUAUGCGCGCUCAGUAUAGGCAGUCGCUAGCCGUACUAAAAGCAGCUAAAAAGUUCAACUCCAAUUUAAUCACAAAGUCAUCGAUAAUGCUGGGAUUGGGCGAGACUGACCAGGAAAUUGAGCAGACUUUGCAAGAUUUGAGAAACGCCAAUGUGGACGCGGUAACAUUGGGACAGUACAUGCAACCCACAAAGAGACACUUGAAAGUUGUCGAAUACAUAACACCCGAGAAAUUUAAGACAUGGGAAAAUGUAGGAAAUCAACUGGGCUUCUUAUAUACGGCCAGCGGUCCCUUAGUUCGAUCAUCUUACAAGGCUGGAGAAUAUUUCUUGACAAAUAUACUAAAACAACGGAAAAAACAGCAAAUUGGUGACCAUACUACAUCAUGAAUGAAAGAUAUUGUGGUGUAGAUCUAAAUAUUUAGUUGAGAUACAAUAGGAUAUAAGCAAUAAAUUCACAGAUACUGUAAAAAGAAAACUGCCGCAUUUUAGUGACAAAAUGAUGGCAUAUUAUUGUUGAUAGAUUGAUAAUAAAUAGUCAUCUAUUUAGAUUUUACAAAAUUAAAUUUUAAUCGCAAAAUGCAGCUCUGUAUUAUAUAUAAAUUGAAUGCAAAUAAAAUUUAUAUUAUUCAA
Molecule: messenger RNA, 1640 nt
Organism: Monomorium pharaonis (pharaoh ant)
Lineage: Eukaryota; Metazoa; Arthropoda; Insecta; Hymenoptera; Formicidae
Gene: Las
Product: lipoyl synthase, mitochondrial
Exons: 7
Coding region: 282-1397 (371 amino acids)
Biological process (GO): lipoate biosynthetic process
Cellular component (GO): mitochondrion
Molecular function (GO): lipoate synthase activity; 4 iron, 4 sulfur cluster binding
Source: RefSeq, a predicted model, not a curated record